ACACCGAGGAGGGUCCGCGGGCGUUUCUGCUGUGCGCUCCUGGUGGUCCUUAGCAGGCUUUAGGGGGCUUGGGCCGUUGGUUGCCAAGGGCCCCUGAGUCGGAGUGUGAGUCAGCUGGUAGCAGUUAAAAAGAGUAAAGGGAGACGUGCAGUAUUGAAGGCUACGCUAGCCUGCUGUCCACAAAACUGGGUGAGGACAUGGGAAGAAAGACGAAAAGGAAACUGACAUGCCAGUGUGUACCAUGUGCCAAGAGCUGUACUGACACUUCCAAAUCUAAUCUCCAUAAAACUCUGAGGAGGCUGCACGGUUCUCAAUUAAUUCUCACCUUAUGGUAGAGGAGACUGGGAUUCUAAGAAACUGUGUAACUUUUCCUACCUUGGUUGAAGAACAGAGUCUGCCAAACAAGAGGAACAAGAAGAAAACUGGACGUUGGAAAUGGAACAGAUUGGCAUACUCAUGCUGUUGAAUGGUAUAACUAAUAUGACCUCCAUAUGACAUGAAGGCAGCUCUGUCUUUCUUCUUCAUUCUUGUACCAUCUCUAUGUGGAUCUCAAGAUACGUUCUUUUUAGCUUCCUUUAGUCAUAUUAUUAUGAGUGAGCAAAUAGUCAUUGGAAGACUUGAUGAAGAUGUAAUUCUCCCUUGCUCAUUUGAGAGUGGGCCCGAUGUUGUAGUUCACUGGAAGAAUCAAGAUAAUUAUGUUUACUGAUACUACAAAGACAGUGACCAGUUGGAAAAGCAAGAUCCCAGUUAUGUAAAUAGGACAUCCCUCUUCCAUGGUGAAAUACACAAUGGGAAUGCCUCCCUAUCUUUCAAAAGAUUAAAGCUUCAGGAUGAAGGAACUUACAUAUGCUAUGUGGGAACAUCACAUGGAAAAAUCAUAAACAAAGUGAUACUAAAAGUGGGAGCUUUUGUCACACCUGUGAUGAAGUAUGAAAAGAACACCACAGACAGCUUCUUAAUAUGCAAUGUGUUAAGUGUUUAUCCUUAUCCAAUUAUCACAUGGAAAGUGGAUAAUACACCAAUCUCUGAAAACAAUAAGGAAGAAAUCGGAUCUUUGGGUCCUUUUUAUAUUAACAGUAGAGUAAAUAUUACAGGAUCAAAUUCAUCUUAUCAAUGUGCUAUUGAAAACACAUUGCUGAAGCAAACAUGGACAGGGAGAUGGACAAUGAAAGAUGGACUUCGUAAAAUGCAAAAUGAAAACGUUUCACUCUCGUGUAAACCUGAAAACGGUUUUAUCCUACCAAAUCAAGAUUUCACAGUCACUUGGUCCAGAGUGGACAGUGGGAAUUCUUUGGUCCUGGCUUACUUUCUGAACUCCUCACAAGAAACAAUUAUCAAUGAACCCCUACUUUCAUGGAACAAAGAGCUGAUAAACCUGCAUGACUUCUCUUUGACUUUGAAGGAUCUUCAUCUUUCAGACAGUGGGGAAUACCUGUGCAAUAUUUCUUCAAGCAAGUAUACUUUACUCACCAUCCAAACACUGCAUGUAGAAGCAAGUCAAGGAACAGUUGUCGUAAUAAUUGUUUCAACAUUGGUGGCAGUCAUGGUGGCAGUUUUGUUGCUUUCAGGGGUAACUCAAGCUGUUAAAUCAAGAAGAUGCAUCUGUUUCUGCACAGAAGGGCAUCCAUCUACUGAUCAGAGAUCUAGCCAUGCCGGUACUGCAGAAGAAAACAUGGCUCUUUCAGAAUAUUCAUUCAGUAAAGGAAGUGAAGACAAGAGUUGACAGCACAGCACAAACAUCCUUAAUAUCCAGUGAUCUCACCUCCCCUUUCUUCACUGCGAUUCCAGCAAUGGCUUGUUAUGACCUGGCAAUUCUACCACUGCAAAGACUUGUGAUACUGGAAACAGAAUAAUUACGUUCUUUCUCACGACCUAAGAAUCAUUCAUUGACCCCCUACAUGCAUCAAGAUUAUAAAUGCCUGGAUGCCAAGGGUUCCAGUUCAGCGUGGAAAAGAACUAUCCCAUUCAUUUACA
Messenger RNA from Mesoplodon densirostris (Blainville's beaked whale), 1974 nucleotides. It is a transcript of the gene HHLA2, whose product is annotated as HHLA2 member of B7 family. The record is from RefSeq and is a predicted model, not a curated record. NCBI's taxonomy places the organism in Eukaryota, Metazoa, Chordata, Mammalia, Artiodactyla, Ziphiidae. Gene Ontology annotation, cellular component: external side of plasma membrane. Gene Ontology annotation, biological process: T cell costimulation; immune response; negative regulation of T cell proliferation. The transcript is spliced from 9 exons.